AAUACAUUUUCUACCCCUUUCUCUCUCUUCUCUUUCUGGGACCUCUAUCAUGUGAAUGUUAGCACAAUUGACUUUGUCCCAGAGGUCCCAUAAACUAGCCUCAUUUUUUUAAAUGUGUUUUUGUUUUUGCUGUACUGAUUGGAUGAUUUCCACUAGUCUGUCUUAUGUGUUCUUCUACAUCGCCUAAUCGGCUCUUAAUUCCUUCUAGCGAAGUUUUCAUUUCAGUUAUCGUAUUCUUCAGCUCUGACUGGUUUUUGUAUUUUCUAAUUCUCUGCUGAAGUUCCCACUGUGUUCAUCUGUUGUUUACCCAAGUUCAGUUAGCAUUUUUAUUACUAUUGCUUUGGACUCUUUAGCAGGUAAAUUAUUAUCUCUGUUUCAUUAGGGUUUUUUUUCCUGGGGUUUUAUCUUGUUCUUUCAUUUAAAACAUAUCCCUUUGUUUUCUCAUGUUGUUUGACUUUCUCUGUUUGUCUCUAUGAAAUUAGGUAAAACGGUUACCUGUCCAGGUCUCAAAGGCAUGUCCUUGUGGGGAGCUACCCUUUGCAGUGUGCCUGUCACCAGUGGCUUUGGUGGGAGAGCUGGACGUGAAGUGAGCGGGGACUGCUUCUCCUCCCACAGUGUGCUGGCGGCCACCGCCUUGGUGGGAAGCAAGGCUGGAGCCAGAGGGCUAGAGCCAGAGCCAGGUGCCAGCCAGGGCUUCUCCUCGGCUCAGGGCUAGUUGUUAGCCUAUUGUGGGAGGAGUCAAGGACCAAGGGGCUGGGCAGGAGUCCUAAGGGAGUUGGGCUUCCCCCAGAUGUGAUGACAGUCUUCACCUUGGUUGGGGGGCGUGGCCAGGGCCUGAGAGCUUGGGGCUGCACUUCUGAGCUGCUUCUACUUUUUCCGCAGUGUGUACCCCUUGGUUAGAGGCAGGAUAGAGAGCCAGAGGGGUUGGAGCGGCACUCCGGAGCCCUCUCUGCUCCUUCCCGGGUGCACACAUGCCCACUGGCAAUGGCGGCCUCGGCCUUUGUUGGGGGCAGUGCUGGAGCAGUAGGGGCUUGAAUGGGAGCCUGGAGAGGGCUGGGAGGUGCUCUGGGGCAGUCCCGGCAGGCUGGCCGGAGCACCAGGCAGUCUUCAGUGUACUGCCUCUGCACUGGGGCUGCGAGCAAGCAUGUCUGUGCUCUGCAAGGCCAGAGUCUCAGUGUCUUACGGCCUUCCAGCGAGCCCUACUGAUUUUCAAACCAGCUAAGGGGGCUCAUCUACCCAGUGUCAAGCCCAGGCCUGCGGUGCCUAAUAUGUGGCUCAAACCCCCCACUCCCCAGGGAGGAUCCCCCAGCCUGGGAUAGCCCCCUCCACUUCUAGGUCCCCACUAGGGAUUCAGGUCCCAACUAGAUUGCUUCUCCUCCCCCUGUACCAGACUCCAUGUGGUUCUUUCUUUACAGCUUUGAUCGUAGAAGAGCCAUUUUGCUAGUCUUCAGGUCAUUCUCAGCGAGAGUUGCUCUAUACAUAGUUGUAGCUUGGAUGUGUUCAUGGGGGCAGGUGAGUUUGGGGUCUCCCUCCUCCACCUUCUGGAUCCCACCUCCUAGACAUAAUAGGACGAACCAAAUCUUGUGGUUUUCUGAGCACAGAGUCAGGAGCUUUCCAGAGCAGCUUGGGAAAGAUGUCUGUUUUCUGAUUUCCAAAAACAAAAUUCCAAUUUUCUUCUUGUUUCCCAGGCCAACAACCCUAAGGUAGGUCCUAAGUCAGUGAGCAAACUUUCUUGUUCUCAGGGUUUUCCAAAGCCCCCCACCCCACCCCCAGCUGCCGAAUCUCCAGGUAAAACUUAUUUCCUACAACCUACGUCACUGACAUAGAAUUACCUGGGAAAAUGAACAUCAGAAGCUUACUCAUUGACAUAGAAUAAGUGUUGUCAUCUCCCCUCUGCUCUGUGCAUUUCGAGGCCCUGAAAAGACAGCACAAGCUCACCAAGUGUUCUCACAGUAUCGUCCCAACCACAGACCAAGCUCUUCCACUGUCUUCCCUAAAUUCUGAUGCUCGGAGAGGGCAGGAACUACGACAUUUUAACUGUGGUGUCACCAGCAUUUUGGACUUUGCCUGACACAUAGGAAUCAUGAGAGGACAGAAGACAGCAAGAGAUGAAGAAAACGCCUAUGGUGCAGAAGCCGACGAGCCUGCCCUGCGGGAGCCCAGGCUGCGGCUCCUCCUGGCUGGGAGGUCAGGGACUGGGAAGAGCGCCACGGGGAACAGCAUCCUGGGCCAGAAGCGCUUCCUCUCCAGGCUCGGGGCGACGUCGGUGACCCGGACCUGCGCCGCGGGCAGCUGCAGGUGGGCCAAGUGGGUGGUGGAAAUCAUUGACACCCCGGACCUUUUCAGCUCCGAAGUCUCCCAGACAGACCCGGGCUGCGAGGAGAGAGGCCGCUGCUACCUGCUCUCGGCGCCGGGGCCCCACGCCCUGCUCCUGGUGACCCAGCUGGGCCGCUUCACGGCCCAGGACCAGCAGGCCUGGAGGGGGGUGAAGGCGCUGUUCGGGGACGGCAUCGUGACGCGCACCAUCGUGGUCUUCACCCGCGAGGAGGACCUGGCCGGGGGCUCGCUGCAGCAUUACGUGCGCGACACCGGGAACCGCGCGCUCAGGGAGCUGGUGGCCGAGUGCGGGGACCGAUUCUGCGCCUUCGACAACCGAGCCGCCGGCGGGAAGCGGGAGGCGCAGGUGAUGGCGCUGAUGGGGCUGGUGCAGGAGCUGGUGAGGGACCACGGCGGUGCCGCCUACACCAACGACGUGUACAGCCUGGCGCAGGCCCUGGGCGGCGCGGACCCCGCGGAGAGGCUGCGCAGGGUGGCGGAGCGAGUGGCCGUCUGCGCGCAGAGGCGGCGGGAGCGCUGGCUGCUGGCCUGGCUGUGGCGGUGGCCCAAGGCGCCGGGGACCUGGUGUAAGCUGGGCGUGUGCACCCUGCUGGGCGCCCUGGUCCUGCUAUACAUGCAGAUCUCCAGUCACCAGCCUGACGCCUUUGGUGAGAUCAGUCCUGACAGACUGUAAAUAACACUUUGACCCAUCCACUGAUAAUUACCUUCAUCCUUGGUGCUCUGCACCUUCAGUGCCCACAUCUCUCCUUUCCUCCCUCACCUCGCCUAUUCUACCAAUUUCAGAGUCCUGCCAGGUCCCAUCUCCCACCUGAAACCUUCCUAUGAGCUCCCCCUUUCCCAAAGCCAAACAACCACAGUUAGUUUUGCCUAUUUUCUACUGACCUCAGACUGCCUUUGACUCUCUCCUGUCAUUGAACUGUCUUCACCCCUGAAAGCAGAUGAGGAGCCUUUGCCCUCUCACCCCCUGGACUCCCGGCAGGACCAAGGUUAGAACCACCACAGAGCAGAGUCUGAGUACAUACUCAUUUGCUUGAAUUGAACUGAAUGAAAGAAAUAAAUGUACUGGACAAUCA
Balaenoptera acutorostrata (minke whale) is the source of this 3410-nucleotide messenger RNA. RefSeq names its product GTPase IMAP family member 1-like. The transcript is spliced from 3 exons. The record is from RefSeq and is a predicted model, not a curated record. Bases 2084 to 3010 code for a protein of 308 amino acids. Gene Ontology annotation, molecular function: GTP binding. Lineage: Eukaryota; Metazoa; Chordata; Mammalia; Artiodactyla; Balaenopteridae. Gene Ontology annotation, cellular component: endoplasmic reticulum.